GGAUCCAUAGCUCAUAAAUUUAGUAUUUUAUGAUUUUCUAACGAAUCUCUGACAUCGAACGAAUAAUAAUACAAAUUUUGAUAAGGAACUGAAUUUUAAUAAAACUUUAAAGGAGGAUUUAUUAGGUUUUACUUUUCUUAUAUUGAAAUUUCCAUUGUCCAAUUACAUAGGUGUGUAGCCUUUUGUUCGAACUUAAAUUUAAGUUUCUUAUUGCUUCAAAAUGAUAGCCUUCAAUUUUACAUCACUGAAUCUUUUCUUAAACAUGAUCGUUCAUGCUUAUUCAAAGUAAAGUUAGAUGCAAAUACAUAUGCCUACAUAUUGUUAAAUGCAGCCAGAAAUUUCUGUAUAAAUAGCUGUUUCAGUUUAGGAUGUAUCUCAUACCGUCGACGAUGAAUCUCAGAGAAGAACUUUUACAAGUUGAAGAGGAAGUUUUGUUCAAGCCUUGUAAAAAGGUUAUUGAAUUAAAACAAAAUGAAAAAUAUCGUAUUGGUAAACUGAAACGUUGUGUUACGAAAUUUGGAGAACGAAUUGUUGCUGAUUUGGGCGAAUUUCAGACUUUCUUCCCAAUGCGAUACAACAAAUUGUCAGACGCUGCAAUAACCGAAAUCAAUCGAGGUUCAUUCAACUUUACCUAUUUAUGUCCGUUAGGACGAACUGCUAGUAUUAAAAUUGAAGAAGAACUGUAAAUUAUUAAAUAAACCUUACAUGUUCUGAGCAUACAUAUUUUGUUUUUAAUUGCCUCUUUUCAUUUCAUUUGCGUAAAAGUGUUUACUUUAUGAGGGGAAGAGUUUGACAGGUUUCAACAUGUUUACCUCUGGUUAAUCAGCGAAAAUAAAUUAAACUGAAUUCAUACAAAAUCAAUAGUAUUUAAAUAUACUUUUAAGGUUUUUAUAUUGGGCAUGUAACAAGUUAUUAAGGCGAGAAAAGCAUAUUACAGUUUCAAAAUCUGUUUGCUAGCUAGAAAACCAUAAAAUACAAACUUAAUAGCAUUUUUUCUUAAAAAAUCAUAGAUACUAAAUUUAUUGGGUCAAAGGAUGGUCAGUAAAUUUAAAAAGAAUAAAUUAUAAACUAUCUUCACGUAUACCAUCAUCAUGUAAACUUACUUUUUAAGUUAUGAGGCCACUAGAAAAUCAGAAAUAUAAAUAUUUUACCAAAAGUAAUAUGUGUCAAUUUUUAAAGCAUGAUGAACAUCAGAAAAUCCUAGAUGAAUAAAUUAUGAUGUAUACUUAUCUACAGUACAUAGUCAGAGAUUCAUUAGAAAAUAAUAAAAUACUAAAUUUAUGAGGUGUAGAUUACUUACUAAAGGGAGUCUGAUUAUCUACUAACUCGGUUUUGAUAUUCAAGAUGUUUGAGCUAUAUACAAACCUAGCUGAUAUAUUCAAAAUAUUCUUAUUCUUAAAGAAUACCUCGC
This is a messenger RNA of Episyrphus balteatus (marmalade hoverfly), 1411 nucleotides long. RefSeq lists its product as uncharacterized. The record is from RefSeq and is a predicted model, not a curated record. NCBI's taxonomy places the organism in Eukaryota, Metazoa, Arthropoda, Insecta, Diptera, Syrphidae. Bases 369 to 686 code for a protein of 105 amino acids. The transcript is spliced from 2 exons.